Messenger RNA from Nanorana parkeri, 1130 nucleotides. RefSeq names its product protein kinase (cAMP-dependent, catalytic) inhibitor beta (gene PKIB). The coding region runs from base 43 to 276 and encodes 77 amino acids. Gene Ontology annotation, biological process: negative regulation of cAMP-dependent protein kinase activity. The record is from RefSeq and is a predicted model, not a curated record. NCBI's taxonomy places the organism in Eukaryota, Metazoa, Chordata, Amphibia, Anura, Dicroglossidae. The transcript is spliced from 2 exons. Gene Ontology annotation, molecular function: cAMP-dependent protein kinase inhibitor activity. Gene Ontology annotation, cellular component: cytoplasm; nucleus.
CACUCUGUAUCUUGCAGAUGUUGCUAUGAAGAGAGGUCAGAAAUGACUGAUGUGGAGCCUGGGGUCACAGAUUUUGCAACAUCAGGAAGAUCAGGUCGCCGCAAUGCCUUACCAGACAUCUUGGGUUCUCCAGCAGGGGCAGAAGCCUCUGAUCUACCACAGAAACUAGCAGAGCUCUCUGUAUCUCAAGAUGAUGGUGCAGGAGGAGGAGGAGGAGGAGGAGAACCUUCAGGAGAAACUCCAGCUGAAACUCCAGAAGAAAAAUCGGAUACCUGAACAUGAUCCUGAAUGGGAAAUUUUCAUGCUAAGAGAAGCAGCACUCAUCUGCUCUAACUAGCAGCCUGUGCGCAGACUAUGCAACAUAUUCACGUGGGAAUAAUGUCUCUCUUGGUACUCGGCUCUCUCGCUGAAAUAUAGAUAUAUAUUUUCUGCUCUAGAUGGAUAUAGUCUAGGCCUGAAACACAUUUUAGGAAAGAGCUAUAUGACAAAGAAUGUUAAGUGGAUUAUAUUUUAUGAAGCAAGUUUAUUGGAAUCUCUAAUCUUAACAACAAUGACUGAAGGACAGAACAUAUCCAAUAUGUAUUGAUGAUUUAGGAGAAUGGAACAGUAAAGAUUUGUUUUGAGGAUAGCUAAUCAGGUGUUUCCUGACUUACAUCACCAUGUUUCACACCUAUGAUUUCACUUGUUAUAAAUCGUUGAAAGAAUUAGGUCACCCUAUGAUAUUGUUUCAGCUAAUUUGUCUCUGCACAAGAGGGGGAAAAAAAUAAUCAAGGCAACCAUCGUCUCAGUGCCUUAAUGUCAUGAGUUUUCUAUGUGACAAUUCUAUAACCUAAAAACUGCCCCCAAAAAAACAAAAGGGUCACAUGAAAAAUUGGCAGAAUCAGUAGCUUGCAACUAAGAGCUGCAUUUCUGUGUGUCAUCUUGUCCAACAAUGUAGCAAUGUUUGUGACUUCAAUUGUUUAAUAUGAAAAUAAAAGCGAUAUUGGCAUUGCUAUGGAUAAAUUGUGAUUCUGAAAGUGUCUUUCUUGGGGAUGAAAGAUGAACUAUGAUUAUAUUCUCUUUUAUUAUGGACGUGUUUGCCUAACAAGAUUACAGCUAUAAAUAAAACAUUGAUUUAUAAGCCAGAUGAA